AUGAUGCAAAAUCAAACAUUUAGUCAUCAAAUGCAUACCAAUGAUGAUACAAAUAUGAUUACCAAUGAUUUUGACAGAAGUGAAGCCAUGAAAGAAAAAUCGAAGAAUGCAGCAAGAAGUCGACGUGAAAAAGAAAAUGCUGAAUUUUUUGAAUUAGCUAAACUUUUACCAUUACCACAUGCAAUUACUGAUCAAUUGGAUAAAGCAUCAGUUAUUCGUCUUACAACAAGUUAUCUUAAAAUGCGUGCUAUUAUACCCGAAGGUCUUGGCGGUGUAUGGGGUUCAAGAUCUUUAUCACAAACAACAAUUGAACGUGAAGUUAAUUCACAAUUAACACAGAUAUUAGAUGGAUUUUUAUUUGUUCUUGGUCCUGAUGGUAAAAUAAUGUAUAUAAGUGAAACAGCAUCAACACAUUUAGGUUUAUCACAAGUUGAAUUAACAGGAAAUUCUAUAUAUGAAUAUAUUCAUCCAAUUGAUCAUGAAGAAAUGGCCAAUGUAUUAACAAUACCAUUACCAACAUAUUGUACAAAUAAUAGUGAAUAUGAAAUAGAUCGAUCUUUUUUUAUACGUAUGAAAUGUGUUUUGGCUAAACGUAAUGCUGGUUUAACAGCAAGUGGUUUUAAAGUAAUACAUUGUUCAGGUUAUCUUAAAAUAAAACAAUUUAAUUUUGAUACAUUAUCAUGUUAUAAUUCAACAAAUAAUACAGAAAAUUGUUAUCAAAAUAUUGGUCUUCUUGCAUUUGGUUAUUCAUUACCAAGUUGUUCAAUAACUGAAAUACGUCUUUAUUCAAAUAUGUUUAUGUUUCGUGCUGGACAAGAUUUAAAAUUAUUAUUUCUUGAUUCAAGAGUAUCACAAAUAACAGGAUAUGAACCACAAGAUUUAGUUGAUAGAAGUUUAUAUCAUUAUGUACAUACACAAGAUUUAAUGGCAUUAAGAUGGGCUCAUCAAAUUUUACUUUCAAAAGGACAAGUGACAACUCGUUAUUAUCGUUUUCUUGCUAAAAAUGGUGGUUGGAUAUGGAUGCAAAGUUAUGCAACACUUGUUCAUAAUAAUCGAUCAUCUCGACCUGAAGUUAUUGUUAGUGUAAAUUAUGCAUUAAGUGAUGUUGAAGCUAAACAUUUACAAUUAUCAAUUGAUCAACUUGAAAAUUCUUCAUCAGAUUUUAUUCGUUCAAAUCAAACAUUAAUAAUUAAUUCAAUUGAUAAUGAAAAAUGUUCAUCAACAAAUACAAGUUUAAAUUCUACAUUAACAACAACAUCAUCAUCAUCAUCAUCAUCAAAUCGUAGUUCUACAAAAAUACUUAAAACAAAUCGUUUAAUAAAACAACGUAAAAUAUCACCAAUACAAACUGAUUUACAUCAAACAAUAAUUGAUGAUUAUCCAUCAACAAUAUGUUAUAAUACAGAUGAACAUUAUUAUUCUUCUAAUACACAAACAAAUUAUUCUAAUUUAUCUCUUUAUACAACAGGUACUAAUAAUUAUUCAAAUUCAUUUAAUAAUAUUGAUGAAUCAAUGUAUUAUGAUCAAAAACGUAUAUCAUCAUAUGAUAUUAAUAAUAAACGUAUUCGUCUUGAUAAUGAACAUCAUCAUCAUCAUCAUCAUUUAUCUUUAAUUGAUUAUGAAACAAAUCUUCCGUCCGAUAAACUUGAUUUAUAUUCAUCAUCAACAAAUAAUUGUUAUGUAUCAACAAAUUUUCAAACCGAACAUCCAUAUCAUCAUACAUCAGUUAUUGUCGAUAGUCAACAGUAUUUUCUUAAUGGAUGGAAUGGAACUACUGCUUUUUGA
Molecule: messenger RNA, 1785 nt
Organism: Rotaria sp. Silwood1
Lineage: Eukaryota; Metazoa; Rotifera; Eurotatoria; Philodinida; Philodinidae
Source: the annotation of a GenBank genome assembly